Mugil cephalus (flathead mullet) is the source of this 4340-nucleotide messenger RNA. It is a transcript of the gene usp11, whose product is annotated as ubiquitin specific peptidase 11. The transcript is spliced from 21 exons. Lineage: Eukaryota; Metazoa; Chordata; Actinopteri; Mugiliformes; Mugilidae. Gene Ontology annotation, molecular function: cysteine-type deubiquitinase activity. The record is from RefSeq and is a predicted model, not a curated record. The coding region runs from base 128 to 3172 and encodes 1014 amino acids. Gene Ontology annotation, biological process: protein deubiquitination.
CACAGCUCUGUCUGCAGCUUCCCCGUUUAUCGGUUGAUCAAUGCGGCGGUUGACUUCUGCCUUUCGCUUCCUGGCUCUACUUAACGUUCUUAACAGUUCUGACAUUUAUGAGUGAUUGAUUGGCAUCAUGACGGCCAACAGCCGCUGUUCCGCCGCAGAGCCUCCGGGUCUGGAGACCCAGCGGCGGGAGAUCGAGUCUCUGCUGCGGGAGUGUGAGCUCCGAGCUGGAGACAGUUGGUAUGUGGUGGAUCGUCGUUGGUUUGAACAGUGGAAGGAGUUUGUGGAGACCGGGGACCAGAACUCGUCGUCUUUCCCUGGUCAGAUCGACAACAGCGAGCUGUUCGAAGACCUGGACUCAUACCACCUGAAAGAGCGGCUGGUGGAGAAUGAGGACUUUGUGUUGGUUCCGGCUGAGGCCUGGCACAAGCUGCUGGUCUGGUACGGCAUGGUGGACCAGCAACCACCGCUGGAGCGCAAGGUGGUGGACCUGCCCAGCACUCUGAAGGUGGAGGUUUACCCCGUUGAGAUCUUCCUCUGUCUUCAUAGCAACAUGGAAAAAGUCAUCACGGCUCAGUUCAGCCGCACCGACAGCAUACAUUCGAUCCAAAGGGCCAUGUGUCAGGAAUUCUCUGUGGCCCCGGGCUCAGAGUGCCGUCUGUGGAUGAAGAGUUCAGACAGCAGCUGUGAGCGUCUCAGGAAUGUCCAAGUGAGCGUGUUGGACGCCUGUUUGAGCUCAGGGAUGACGGUGAUUAUGGAGAUGAGGAAUGCCGAUGGCACCUGGCCGAGCUCCAGACCUCAUAUCAUGAGGAACUCUGUGGAAGAGCAGGACUCGUACAGAGGACAGCCAGGAGUCUGCGGCCUCACCAACCUGGGCAACACCUGCUUCAUGAACUCUGCUUUACAGUGUCUGAGUAACGCUCCUCCUCUGACGGAGUACUUCCUGCAGAACUCCUACCUGGAGGAGCUGAACUUCACCAACCCUCUUGGCAUGAAGGGAGAGAUCGCAGAGGCCUACGCCGACGUCAUCAAACAGAUCUGGUCCGGGAGGCAUUACUCUGUGGUGCCUCGAGUCUUCAAGACGAAGGUGGGACACUUUGCGUCUCAGUUCCUGGGUUACCAGCAGCACGACAGUCAGGAGCUGCUGUCCUUCCUACUGGACGGGCUGCACGAGGACCUGAACAGAGUCAAGACCAAAGAGUACAUCGAACUACGAGACGCCGAUGGGCGACCAGACCAGGAAGUGGCGGAGGAGGCAUGGCGUAACCACCGGCGGCGAAACGACUCCGUCAUUGUCGACACGUUUCACGGCCUCUUCAAGUCGACACUCGUCUGUCCCGAGUGCCACAAAGUCUCCGUGACCUUCGACCCCUUCUGCUACCUGAGCGUCCCGCUUCCUGUCAGCACGGAUCGCAUCAUGGAGGUCUUCUUCGUGUCUCUGGACCCUUAUGCCAAACCUGCCCAGCACCGUGUUGUGGUUCCUAAAGCUGGCAAAGUGUCGGACCUCUGCUCUACUCUGUCAGAGAUGACCAACAUACCGCCCACUCAGAUGGUGGUUGCUGAUGUGUUCAAUCAUCGUUUCUAUAAGAUCUACAAUGCUGAUGAGUCUCUGAGCUGCAUACUAGACCGAGACGACAUCUUUGUGUACGAGCUGAGUGUGCUGGAGGAGCAGCAGGAGGAGCAGGUGCUGCUGGCUCUCUACCUGAGGGAGCGCUCUCACUACAGAGACUACGGCUCGGGCAGCAGCUCGUACGGGACGUCGCUGUUCGGACACCCGCUGCUGCUCAACGUGCCGCGCAGCAGCUGCAGCCAGGAGGCGCUCUACAACUUGUUCUUGCAGCGACUGGCGCGCUACGUUCGGCCCCCGGAUCCCUCUGAGGAGUUGGAGGAGGAGGAAGAGGAGGAGGAGGAUGAAGAAGAGGAGCUGUACAAGACUCAGACCAACGGCAUCAGUGACGAUGAGGAGCAGGAUGCGAAUCCCGGACCCUCCCAGUCAGAGCCCAGCUGCAGUGAUGCGUCUUCAAACAACCAAUCAGACGGCACCGCUGCAUCGGAACCCCAGCCCCACAUAAACCACACCCAGCCCUCGCUGGACCACGGUGACUCAGAGACCAGUAACGGCUCCAUGACCCAGACUGAGCCCGUCUGCAGCGCGGACAACACCCCCACCAACAGCACGGACGACAUGAAGCCCUGUGGAGACACAGAGAGCACCGGCGACACUGUGGCCUGCUCAGACACACCAGCAGAGACGGCGCAGCAGCCCUGCGAGACCACAGAAGAACAGAACGAAGAGGACAAGCAGGAGGAAGCGUGUUCUCCCAGCCCACCAGCCAAUGAGCAUCCAGCUAAGAGGAGGGCGUGUCGAAAGAGGAGGAAGAAUCUCUUCACCAUCCAGGCAGUCAACUCCAACGGGACGACCGAGAGAGGGAUGGGAGAGGGAGGGAGCGCUGUGUCCUUCAGCUCUCAGCCUUACGUGGCCAUAGACUGGGAUCCUGACAUGAAGAAGAGAUUCUACAAUGAGAACGAGGCAGAGAAGUACAUGAAACAUCCCAGUAUGGAGGUUCCUCAGCAGCAGACGACGGUCCAGCUGCAGGAGUGUAUCGAGCUGUUCACCACUGUGGAAACACUGGAGGAGGAGAACCCAUGGUACUGUCCAGUGUGUAAGAAGCACCAGCUGGCCACGAAGAAGCUGGACCUCUGGUCUCUGCCCGAGGUUCUCAUCAUUCACCUCAAGAGGUUCUCCUACACCAAGUUCAGCAGAGAGAAGCUUGACAGCAUUGUGGACUUCCCCCUCAAAGACCUGGACUUCUCUGACUGCCUCCUGAGGAAGAAUGUGUCCAAUGAGGAGCCUCCGAGCCGCUACGACCUCAUCGCUGUGUCCAAUCACUACGGAGGACUCCGAGACGGACACUACACCAGCUACGCCAGGAACAAGGAUAAUGGUCAGUGGUAUUACUUUGAUGACAGCAAAGUGACCUACGCCAGAGAGGAUCAGAUUAUGACCAACGCUGCCUACGUCUUGUUCUACCACCGACAAGACAAACUCAGAAAACCCACUCUGCCCGCGCCCAACACAAGCCCCGCCUCUUCCACCCAGUCCGCCAAUGACAUCACUUCCAGCAAAGAUGAGGACACAGGUGCUGCCGCCUACGUCACAAUGGAGACGGACUAAACCAACGCUCACUAUCGAGUUUAAUUCACUUUGGUCCUUCAACAGAACAGCAGGUGUUCUUUUCUCUUUUAACGUAAUUUUAAGUUUUGAAUUUUAAUUCUCCGACGACACUUGAACUUCCUUUGAUUACUUAUUUUUCCCCCCAGUUUCUAAAAACAGCAAAAAGCACAUCUGCGUCUCAGAUCUCCCCUUUUACGUUAUUUCGGUUUUCUCUGCUCGGUAGAUAAUACUCAGGUAGUUUGACGCACAGAGAUCGAGGAGUUUGAUUUUAGCCCGUUGGUCCUUAAAUAUCAAAAUGUAGUCAAAAGUUAACCUGCUGCCCUAAUAGACACCUUUUACAGAAUUAAUUUCAAUUUUUUCUGCCUUAAAUCACUUAGAUUAGCCUUCAAAGAGAGUUCAGAGUUAAGUCAUUGGCUUAUAGCAAAUAAAUUUACAUAACAAAUUAUUCAAAAUAAAUUGAGCAUAGUGAAUCUGCUGAUUCUUUUUUUUCUCAAUUUUAUUUAUUUUAAAAAAAUAAUAAAAUAAAAGUGAAAACUUAACUUCAUCCAUCCAAAUGAAUAUUUAGUUCAAUUAUAUUCUGACUUCUAGUGUUUGGAGAAUUCAGAUUCUUUAAUUAAACAAAAGUUCAACUUGAUUUUAGCAGAAAUAAAAACUGUUGGAAUAAACAGUAGUUUUGCUUUAUAUCUGUGUAGGUAUGAACAGCGUGGGGCAGCGUAAAGGGAAUCUGAGGAGUCAGAGGAGGAUACAGUUAAAUACUGAUCGAAGCCGUCAGGGAUGAGAAACUGAUCAUUCUGUAUAUUUAGGUUGUUUUCUUCUGGUAUUUAUUUUUUUGAAUAAUUCCGAUGAUCGACAGGUGCAGGACAUUGAGAUGCUUAUUUUUCAUAUUUAUAGAUUAAACAUGUAUACAGACGAAGAGUUGAUUGACAGGUAAGGGAGGCGAGGGUUUUCUCUUCAUGGUCAGAAGGAACUCUCAGAUUUUAAAACCAGCUCUGUGUACAGUAUUUUUGUAUUGUAAGUAUUGUAUUAUUAAUAUUAUCAUUCCUGGGUGGAGCAGGAGGGAAGCUUGGGGUGAUUUCUUUCUUUGGUCUUCCCUAUCAAAUAUCAGAUGAAAAUAUUUUAUUGUACCUUUCAAUCUUUUGAUAUGAAUAAAAGGGCGAUUAUUAUCACA